Molecule: messenger RNA, 2550 nt
Organism: Spea bombifrons (plains spadefoot toad)
Lineage: Eukaryota; Metazoa; Chordata; Amphibia; Anura; Pelobatidae
Gene: SRSF11
Product: serine and arginine rich splicing factor 11
Exons: 12
Coding region: 137-1582 (481 amino acids)
Cellular component (GO): nucleoplasm
Molecular function (GO): RNA binding
Source: RefSeq, a predicted model, not a curated record
AUUGUGGGAGCGUGCGGCCCAGUCGUUGUUCGGUGCAUGGCGCCGGGGUCGUCGUGCGUGUGACUCGCUGUGUCGCUCUUACUAAUCCUGUUGCUCUUUUGUCUCCGUGUUUAAUGUCAGAGCAGGGCGCGCGAUCAUGAGUUCCACAGACGUGAUCCAGGUGACGAACGUGUCCCCGAGCGCCACCUCCGAGCAGAUGCGGACGCUGUUCGGUUUCCUGGGGAAGAUCGAGGAGCUGCGACUCUUCCCGCCCGAUGAAUCUCCUUUGCCUGUAACAUCUCGUGUCUGUUUUGUAAAGUUCCAAGAUGCAGACUCGGCGGUCGUCUCCCAGCACCUGACCAACACGGUGUUCGUCGACAGAGCUCUGAUAGUGGUGCCGUACGCCGAAGGAAUCAUUCCUGAUGAAGCAAAGGCCCUGUCUUUAGUCGCUCCUGCCAAUGCAGUGGCCGGUUUGCUGCCCGGAGGGGGGCUUUUGCCAACCCCCAACCCACUGGGUCAGAUCGGAGCCGUUCCUCUCGCUGCUUUGGGGGCCCCUACUCUCGAUCCAACUCUUGCAGCCCUUACGCUUCCAGGAGCGAGCCUAAACUCACAGGUACUGUCGGCGCUCGCUUUGGAUACGUUUCCAGAUUAUAGGAUCAACCCGUCGGCUCUACUGGAACAAUCUCUGGCCGCAGAUCAGCUUCUGAAACUUAUGACCACCGUUGAUCCUAAGUUGAACCAUGUGACGGCGGGUCUGGUGUCUCCGGCUCUGAAGUCAGACACCUCGAAUAAAGAUAUCGAGGAGGCCAUGAAAAGAGUGCGGGAGGCGCAGUCUCUCAUUUCUGCUGCCAUCGAACCAGACAAGAAAGAUGAUAAAGGCAAAAAACAUUCUUCACGAUCGCGUUCUCGAUCCAGACGCAGAAGGACGCCUUCCUCUUCCAGACACAGACGUUCUAGAAGCCGAUCAAGAAGGAGAUCGCAUUCAAAGUCUAGAAGCAGGCGACGAUCCAAGAGCCCGAGACGCAGGAGAACUCACUCCAGAGAGCGAAGUCGGAGAUCCCGCAGUGCGUCGAAGCCCAGAGAGAAAAAGAGAGAAGAAAAAGAAAAAAAGCGUUCAAAAACCCCACCUAAAAGCUACAGCACAACCAGGCGAUCUAGAAGCACAAGCAGAGACAGAAGGAGGAGAAAGAGCCGAAGCGCGUCAAGGUCUCCCAAAAAGAUGAGAUCUCCUAAAAGGAAGCCGUCCCGCUCCCCGUCUCCCAGAAGACAUAAAAAGGAAAAGAAGAAGGAUAAGGAUCGUGAAAAGAACAGAGAUGAGAGAGAACGAUCCACAAGUAAAAAGAAGAAAAGCAAAGACAAGGACAAAGAUCGCGAGAGGAGAUCGGAAGGUGAAAAGGAUGUGAAAAAGGUGACUCGCGACUACGACGAAGAGGAGCAGGGUUACGACAGCGAGAAGGAGAAGCUGGAGCAGAUGAUGGUGACCGAGGCGAGUCCCACCCAGCUGAGCGAGAGCGGACUGGAGCGAGGGAGCGGCGAUUCGGUGAAAGACUCCAAGGUUAAUGGAGACGACCACCACGAGGAGGACAUGGACAUGAGCGACUGAGCGUCCGGCCAGCAGACGUUACUGGAGACGAGGGCCGGUGUCACCCCCUGUGUGAUCUUCUUCCUAUUUAAGAUGUUGCUUAUUAUUUGGUUGUAUACGACACCGAGCUUGUUGUUCGCUGUACAAAACGUAACAGCUUUUAUUCGAUCCGUACAGAGGUCACGUGACGCGGACGGCACAAUUCCACAAAAUGAGUAUAUAUAUGAAAGCUCCCCCGUCCCCCCAGAUUUGCUGCAUGAGUUGUCUGAUUUGCUGUUUAGUUGCGCGGUUUCUUUGUGUGCUAAAUGACUUCCGUAGGAAAUAACACUGAUUGCACGUUAAAUGUGACCGGCAGCCGGUAAAUCGGGCGGCAGCGUUUUAUAAUCGCAUCCUCCUAGCGUAGGUUUCAUGGCUGUACAGCAGAGUAUUUUGUGGGUUCUUUUUUGUUUUGCUUAAAUAUUAACCCCCCCCCCCUUUGAAGGCAGCGACGACCUCUUAACAUUUAGUUCUGUUUUUGUUCGAUGAUCUUCAGGAUAUAUUAAAUAUCAAAAAACAUAUUUUUUCCUGUAUUGUGGAAUGUUUUUAUGCUCUUGACCCUUUCAGCGACAGUGCUGCAAUGGUUUAAACGGAGUCACCACUUUAACCCCUUCCCUGUUUUGGGUUUUCCCCCCAUAACACCAGAAAUUACGUGUUUUUAAUCUGAACUUUGCUUUUUUUCCUUUAUUUUUGUUUUAAGAUUAAGAGCAAAGCUCCACGGUUGUGUUGAGACCUAUAAACGUGCAUUUGUGUUCACUAUCAUUUCGGUAGCAAUCCGAUAGUGAUUCCGUGCUAGAAUACGCAGAAUAUAGCUGGUAUGUUAGUUUCAGAGGCUUCGAUUUUGUUAAUUACCAAAUAAAACAAGUCUUAGGUUCCAAUCUGUGCCAUGUUGAUGUACAGUUCUGCAGAUCUUGUUUUACAAGAAACUUUGAUAAUAAAAUCUAUAACUUAUA